AUGGCUCAGAAUUACUGCAGAGUGAUGUACACUGACCUGGCAACAAUCGUAACCGAUGAUGAUUGGUUACGACUAAACAAAGAAGCAGUAAGAACAGGCUACACAGGAUUUGCCUGGAUUGGAUUGUACAAUGAUAUCAACAGCUGGCGCUGGUCCUUAAACGAGCUCCCACUAAAGAAUGUCACUUAUACAAACUGGUACCCUGGAGAGCCUAAUAAUGGCGCUAAUUUCAGUGGUGCUUCCAGGUUCAUCGGAAUCUCUGGUCCUUAUCUGACCUGGCUUGAUGCUCAGGCUUACUGCCGAACACAUCACACAGACUUGGCCAGCUCUCUUAACAGCUCAGAUAACAACUUCCUAUGGAAGCUGAGAGACAUCCAGGGUGAUUCCUGGAUUGGGCUCUACAGAGACACAUGGAAGUGGUUAGAUGGAACCAUCGCUUCAAACCUACCAUGGGCUUCUGGACAACCAGAUAAUUAUUUUGGCAAUGAGAACUUUGCAAUGCAAAUUAGCAAAGUCUUUCAUGAUUAUUACUGCAGCUACCAGCCCUAUUUCUACUGUCACACCAAUGAAGCAGAAACUGGAAGAACAUGGCAUGUUGGAGGACACCACUGUGACCUGGAGGGUGCAGCCAGAUGGAAACAUCUUCCGCAAGAAAAACAAAGAUGA
Messenger RNA from Tachysurus vachellii, 666 nucleotides. RefSeq lists its product as uncharacterized. The record is from RefSeq and is a predicted model, not a curated record. Lineage: Eukaryota; Metazoa; Chordata; Actinopteri; Siluriformes; Bagridae. The transcript has 3 exons. Bases 1 to 666 code for a protein of 221 amino acids.